Molecule: messenger RNA, 4499 nt
Organism: Scleropages formosus (Asian bonytongue)
Lineage: Eukaryota; Metazoa; Chordata; Actinopteri; Osteoglossiformes; Osteoglossidae
Gene: wwc3
Product: WWC family member 3
Exons: 23
Coding region: 406-3891 (1161 amino acids)
Biological process (GO): regulation of DNA-templated transcription; cell migration; regulation of hippo signaling
Cellular component (GO): cytoplasm
Molecular function (GO): kinase binding; molecular adaptor activity
Source: RefSeq, a predicted model, not a curated record
GGAAAGGAAACAACCACGAAACGCGCUCCGCGACGGAAAAGCCUCGUCAGAGCGCGACUUGUGCGAGUGUGUGUACCGCGCGCGUCCCGCCGCCAUUAAUAAUGCAUGGUGUGGGAACCGCGUAUGCAAAUACGCUUUGUCCAAAUAAGGCGGCUGUGGAAUGAAACAUGGCCGGGCAUGCGAACAUGGAGGAGCCGAGUGCUUGAGCCGCCGUAGUCCGCUGAAACUUUUUCGCGAAGCGGAUGCAGGAUAACUGUGGCGAACCUCUCGCUGGUUUCACCGUAUCUUUGCCUGCGCGUUACGGAGUGGCGGAACAACGCGGCGAUGCGUUAAGCGCGUCCCUUUCGCGGCUCGAGAAGAAGGGGGCUGCGGCGCCGCUGCGGAGCCCCUCCACCGCCCAGCGCGAUGCCGUGGCUCAGCGGCGCCAAGCGGAGAGAGAGCGCCGAGCUGCCGCUGCCCGCCGGUUGGGAGGAGGCGCGCGACUACGACGGCAGGGUGUUCUACAUAGACCACAACACUCGGCAGACCUCGUGGAUAGACCCGCGAGACAGGAUCACCAAACCUCUGACCUUCGCCGACUGCGUCGGAGACGAGUUGCCCUUGGGCUGGGAGGUGGCGUAUGACCAGCAGGUUGGGGUCUACUACAUUGACCACAUCAACAAGACCACCCAGAUCGAGAAUCCGCGGACGCAAUGGCGGCAGGAGCAGGAGCGCAUGCUGAAGGAGUACUUGGUGGUGGCUCAGGAGGCACUCAAUGCCAAGAAGGAGAUCUACAUGAUCAAACAGCAGCGCCUGGAGUUGGCGCAGCAGGAGUACCUGCUCCUCCACGAGCUCUCCGAGGAGGACGGCCGCUCGCUCUCCAGCACAUUCUCUGGCGCCUCUUCAAACGCAAAAUACGACCCUGACCAAAUAAAAGCGGAAAUUGCCUGUAGGCGAGAGCGGCUAUCCAGGUUGAAGAGGGAGCUGGCCCAGAUGAAGCAGGAGCUGCAGCACAAGGAGAUGGGCGUGGAGACCCUGCAGGAGAUUGACAGGAAGAUGUCCAGCAGCCAGACCAGCUACAAACUGGACGAGGCUCAGGCCAUUCUCAACGAGCUGCGUGCCAUUAAGAAGUCCAUCACCACGGGCGAGAAGGAGAGGCAGGACCUCAUCCAGAGUCUCGCUAAGCUUACCCUCAACUUCCAAGACAGCAUGUACAUCAGCGACUCCCAGGUCGACGCAGCGAGUGGCCCCGGGUCCCUGGCAGACCCCUCUUUACUGCAUCAAUACUGUGACACUGGCUGUCAGACCGACAUUGUGGGCGAGCUUUGCCCUAAGGAUUCCUCCCCAUUAUUGGACAAAGUCAGACUCAACUGGCAAUAUGAAGAAGCCAAGAAAAGGGUGUCCAGCAUCCAGCACCAGCUCGCCCAGCUGGACAGCGAGAGCUGGCCAGGUAGGGCCGAAGUAGACCGGGACCGUGACUCCCUGCAGCUGCUGCGCGAGAAGGAAGCGCUCCUGCAGGAGAUCACCCUCAUGAGCCAGCAGCAGCGUCCCCUGGAAGCCCUCCUGCAGCUGGAGGAGGAGCGGAGGAGACUCGAGGAGGAGGUGCUGAGGGCCCGUGCUGCCCAGGGCCAGGGUGUCAGUCAGAGGAUCCUGCAGCAGGAGAAGAGGAAUGUGCUUCUGAGGCAGCUUGAGGAGGCCACGCGCAUCACCACCUACCUGCAUUCCCAGCUGAAGAGCUUAUCUGCCAGCAACCUCACGAUGUCGUCGGGCAGCAGCCGCGGCUCCCUGGCCUCCAGCCGCGGCUCGUUGACCUCCAGCCGGGGCUCCCUCAGCUCUGUGAGCUUCAGCGACAUCUACGGGCUGCCCCAGUACGAGCGGGCUGAGGUGAUGGCGGGUGAGCCAGACCCCCACGUGCGCUACCUUCUGCCCCCCGAGCCUUUCUCUCGGGACCCGAUAGCGUUGGCAGCGACGGACCUCACGGGCCCGGGCAGGACCAGGCGCUCUCAGGACACCCCGCAGUCUCUGGCGUCUCUAUCCUCUCGCUCCUCCCUGUCUUCGCUCUCGCCGCCUGGCUCCCCCAUGGAUACCCCCCACCACUCCGCCCCCCAGGACUGCUCAAUGGCUCAGAUGACCGACGAGUACAUGGAGCUGGCCAGUCGCAGCAUGCUGGAGGGCCUCCGGGGCCAGCUUCCGCAUCAGAUCCACUCUGCUAGCCACUGCGAUGCGGGACCCGGGGCCCCUUCAGCAGCACACUUACUGGACAAGGUGCAUAAGGACAGCGGCCCCCAGAGCGCCCUCACCGGUACUGGAGUGACCCUGCGCUGUAACAGUGCGAGCAGGGCUGGCCGCAGGGCUCGGAGGGUGUCGCUGGGGCUGUCGGAGGAUGCGCUGGCCACGGACAGUGGGGUCUUUGAGGCCUGGAGCAAGAGGGUGGAGGACACAGAGGAGAUCUCCUACCCCAGUGACUCCUCCACUAGCGAGCCGGCGCAGAUCCAACUGGGACUCCUGUAUGAUGCUGCCAGCGAGUGCCUCAUCGUGCACCUCCUUCAGCUGCGGAAUUUGAACGGAGCUAUGCUGAAGCCGGGAUGCAAAGUGUAUGUGAAGCUCAGCCUGCUCCCAGGGGAUUCUAGCCGGGCCGCCACUCGCCACUGCAGCAAAGCCCUGGAGCCGCAGUCACAGCUGAGCAUCAACGAAGGUUUCCGCAUCCCCCUGCCCGCCGUCACGCUGGGAGUCCGCUCUCUGCUGCUGUCUGUCUGUGCCACUGGGCCCCAGGUCCCUGAGGAGCUGCUGGGCAUGCUCCAGGUCAACCUGGCUGACUGCGAGGGCAGUCCUGAGAUGGCAGUCCAGUGGCACAGGGUCCAGAUGCUGGGCCGGCAGGCAGAGAGUGGACCAGCAGCACCGCCUGGAGCCAGAGAGGAGGAUAGCAAGACCUCAGACUCGGUGCUGGCUCUGCUGGCUCGAACCACAGUGCAGCUUGGCGAGGUGGAGCAGGAGCAAGAGCGGCGCAAAGUGGAGCUCAGCGAGGAGGUGCUACAGGAGCUGGAGAGGAAGGAGGAGCAGGGCGAGGCUGUGUCUGAGAGGAGCUGGCAAGCAGAGUCGGUGGACAGCGGCUGCAGCAACAGCACGGCAUUUGUGACCCCUUGUCCUGAGGGACUGUGGACAGAAGGCAUCUGCUUCACUCCGGGGGAGCGCUGUGCCCCCCUGAGCUUCAGGAUUCCUGUUACCAAAGUGGACAAGGAGACCAACACGGAGGGGCCCUUUCCGGAGCCUGUGAUGGUGCGGCCCAAGGAGAGGGGGGGCCGCUGGGGCCACGCCUCCCCUUUCAUGCGCAGCAGCACCAUAGUGCGCUCGCAGACAUUCUCCCCGGGCGCACGCAGCCAGUAUGUGUGCAGGCUGUACCGCAGUGACAGCGACAGUUCAACGUUGCCAAAGAAAUCUCCCUUCAUCAGAAACACUUUGGAACGACGAACUCUGCGAUACAAACAGCAGUCCUACAGGUCCUCCCUAGCAGAGCAGUCGACGCGAACGUCACUGGACCUGGAGCUGGACCUCCAGGCUUCCAGGACCCGCCAACGGCAGCUGGGUGAAGAGCUGAGCACUUUGCGGGAGCUGAAGGAGCGGCUGGAGGCGGCACAGAGCGGGGAGGCUUCUGAGCUGCCCCAUUGGGCCUUGAGGGACGAACGCUUUCGCAGCCUGCUCAGGGAGGCCGAAAGACAGGCAAAGCAGAGCAAGCGUGAGCAGUGGCAAGAGGAAGCAGUUGAGAGGAGGCUGAGGAAGGCAUCCAAAGAGGUCCACCAAAUGAGGGUACAGGGCCAGAAGGAGCCACUCCCUGUGCAGACCUUCAGAGAGAAGAUGGCCUUUUUCACCAGACCAAGAUUCAACAUACCUCCUCUACCAGCGGACGAUGUAUGAGGAACCAACCUCUGAUCUCCUUACAUAUGGUCAAAUAUGAAGUAUUUGUUUUUGUUUUGUUUGAGCUUCAUGAAGUAAUCACAACAAACUGUAGUUAUCAUUUCAUCAUCAAUGAAAAAUAAAGCUAUUCAUAUGCAAGUUUUAGGAAAGGCAUGUUUGUGAGUGGAUAUACUUUAUAUAUGCACACACACAUGCACAUUCAUACGUUAUGUAACUAUUGAUAACAACAGGGCUAGGUUUUCCUUGUUUUAAAAAGUAUAUUUUAUAAAAAAAGAAACUUUUCUUCUUACACUUCUUACAAUUUUUUUGAUGUUUUGUAUGCUUACAAAAGGCUGGAAGAUGGGAACAAAGUCAGUUUAGACAAAUUCACUGUACUGUAACUUAUUUUAUAGUACUUUUCCUUGAAGGAAAUGGAGAAAUUCCCUGCUUUUAGGUGUAUUUUGUAAGCCUGUAAAAAUGGCACUUCAGUGUUUCUCAUACAGUGGAAUGGAAAUUUUGACUGACUUUUUUUCUGAUGCCUAAUACUGAAAACGUAUUUACAUUCAAUUUGUCACUUUUUUAAUCCAUUUUAUUAUAUUUUCAGUGUCUUUUGUUAUUAUAAAUAUUAA